Molecule: messenger RNA, 1776 nt
Organism: Williopsis jadinii
Lineage: Eukaryota; Fungi; Ascomycota; Saccharomycetes; Phaffomycetales; Wickerhamomycetaceae
Exons: 1
Coding region: 1-1776 (591 amino acids)
Source: RefSeq, a predicted model, not a curated record
AUGGUGUUUUCAAUUUUGAAGAAGAAGUUACCACCGUUGAACGUUGGACACAGCAUUUCAUCUGAUCGCUCUCCAACAUCGACAGCGUCGGACUCUGAUCGAGGAAAUGCAUCGUAUGUUUCUUCUUCGAAGUCGUCGAUACACACGACCUCUCCACCUCUUGAUGAGAAAAUAAGUCCGGUACUGACUUUGAUGAAGUGUCAAUCCACGAGACCAUAUGUCGAAGGUGUUGUAAUGGUGAGCACGGAACGUCCAAGCUCCAUUGCGGGACAGGAUAACACCCAAUUCCAACAGGCGAAUGCGGCAAUAAGAGGUAAUUCUUUGCUGCUGAACACUCAGAGGAGUGUUAGUUUGGAUUUACUCGAGGCUGCGAUUAAAGUCACCCCCGGUGACCUCACAAUCACCUUAUCGACGUCUAACAAAAUUUCAUACCUUUUGAAGUUUGACAACUUGAACACGCUACAAGAGUGGUUGGCUGCUAUUCACUUGGCAAAUUUUGAAUAUACAAGAUUCAAUGAGAUUUAUACAGCGUCGUUGUUAUCUGCAAAGGCCACGUUGUUAUCCGAUGUUCAUGUGCUAAUGGCACCGUUGAACUAUCGCAGGGAGGAGUGGGUAAAUAUCAAGUUUAACAAAAACUCUCAGUGGCUCCGUUGUUUUGUCAUUAUAACACCGAGCUCUAAGAAGUCUAAGGGUAAGAUGACGUUCUAUUCCUCCUCAAGAACCGUAAAGAAGAACUUGAUAUGCUCGAUCACUCAUAUGGACGCAUGCCACGCUGUUUACCCACACGUUCCAGAAAUGAUUGACGAAUCUUCCCUGAUCAAGAUUUCUGGUGAUAUCAAGAUAUAUAACCUUGGACACCAACCAGACGAUUUUGAUAUUGAUACACCUACGGAAUUUACGCCACCACAUUCACCAGUACAGCUGAAAUCUGCAUCGAGGUUGAAAAGAGCUGCUUCACUUGCGUCAAUCGGUUCAUUCGCAUCUCAAAAACAGAACAAUGGUCAUGGUAGAGCCGAUUCUAUUGGUUCAACAGCAUCAGUGGCUUCAAACUCAUCUGACAUCAAGGGUGGGGUUGUUGUUCAUCAAUCUGCAAUGUACAUUAUGCCACUAAAGCACGGCGGUGUUAAACCGUAUGAGACUAUGAUUAGAAAUUUGAUUCCUAUCUAUGACUGUUUUAAGAUGUACGGCAGACCGAAGAGACUGAUAGCAGAUAAGAAGGAUUCUAAUUCGUUGUUGUUUGGAUUACCAUGCUUGCCAAAGGUGAAUAUAUUGAGUUCAAAAGUUGCCACCAACUUGAUUAGAGACAAUUGGCAACUGAUCUGUUCCAACGACAACGUUGAUUAUUACCAGAUGUUCAUCGUUCAACUGCAAUCCCUUUACAGAGGAGAUUCCAAUUACCAAGGACAUGGAAGUAUAAAGAAAUCACUUACAAGGGAUUCUAUGUUUGAGCAUCCAUUCCACAAGAGCAGUUCAUUCGGCACUCCGGAUUCGCAGUCGCCUCGUUAUUCUCUAUCAGUCAACGAUCUACCAGCUGGAAUGUCACAGGAUGCCAUUGACAGGAUUCAAAAAUCCACUGAUGACUUCGCAAACCAUGACUCUGUGACUCCAAGGGUUAGAUCCAACUCUUCGUUGUCCAACAACUCAAGAGUUGCAUCACAGCCAUGGAAAACAGACACAUACAAGAACCUGAGAUCAAUGGUUGAGGAAGUGAAAAUUGGAGGCGACGAAGAAUAUGAAUACGAAGAUGCUGGAUCCCAUAUUCGAUUCAGCCGUUGA